This is a messenger RNA of Neltuma alba, 654 nucleotides long. RefSeq lists its product as uncharacterized. The coding region runs from base 71 to 421 and encodes 116 amino acids. The transcript has a single exon. NCBI's taxonomy places the organism in Eukaryota, Viridiplantae, Streptophyta, Magnoliopsida, Fabales, Fabaceae. The record is from RefSeq and is a predicted model, not a curated record.
CUCAUUAAUCUCUCUCGAGCUUCAGCAAAUUCCCGCUGAAAGCCCAGAGCAUUGCGAGAUCCAUCCAACAAUGGGAAAUUGCCUGAAGCCUCAAUCCUCGAAGAAACGCGUCUACGACGACGAAUCCGACGACGGCGAGGAUUGGAGUUGGCCGACGCCGUCUCCGGCGGCGGAGAGAGGAACAAAGGGAGGUUAUUCAGCUAAGAACGUCGGGGAUUUCUCCGGUAAGAUAACGGAGGUGAAGAUCAAGAUCUCGAAGAAGCAGCUGGAGCAACUGCUGAGUAAAAUGGAGGUGAAGGAGCUGGGGGUGGAUCAAGUGAUGACGCAGUUAAUGAGCCACGGAAAACGCCAUGGAUAUGAGGUUUAUCAGCAUCAACGAUCAUGGAGGCCUGCUCUGCAGAGUAUUCCAGAGGUGAAUUGAGAGCUUUUAGGGCUAGAUUUUGAAGCAGACGAGGUGGAGAGAAUUGGCCUGUGAGGUCAAUCCUGCUUCUUCUCCUUCUUCUUCUUGGUUCUCAUUUCUUGUGUAUUUCGGUGGUCCCUUCAGAUUUUGGUUUGUGUAUAUAUGAAAUUGGGGAUCCUAUUUCGCCUGUGAUAGAUUUUUGGUCUCCCUCCUUGUCUUGUACACUACUGGAUUUGAAAUCUUCUUCUCUGAAC